AUGUUGACAUUCAUGGAACACAUCCUCUACUCUUUCUACGACGCGUCUGGAUGGCACCGCGACAAUCUCUACGCGCUGCUGACGCAUUCGUCACAAAACCUGAUCGACUUCCGAGUGCCUGAGGGCGUGGCAAUGAAUGUGUCGGCCCUCAGCACCCCCAAUUCCGCCUCCUCCUACACCCUCACCAACCUGGGCCACAUUCAAGGCUCGGUGGCAUACCUGUCUACCUCGCUGUCGCUGCCCAGACCCCACUCGGGGACCCUGGAUCUCCACACGGUGGUCCCAGGAUACCAUAAACUGGACCCGAUCAACUCGCAGGACAGAAUCUACGACACGAUAUGGCAGGGCGGGAAACCAAUCCAUAGACAAGAUAGUCUGCUGUUUGGUCGCCUGGCACUGCCCACAAACACCCUGGAAGCCAUGUACGUGAGGAGAUUCAACCCCACGACGCAAUUGCUCGUAACUUGUGUUUCUGGCGCUCAUCUCAAAUCAGGAGGAGCUCUGACGCUCUAUUGGCAAAAGGAUUGUCGUCAGUACGCCCACGAGCUGCUCUACUCCACAAACGAGGCAUUGUUGGGUGCCAGAGGACUCUACAACUUUGGAGUCGACAUGUCCAAGCCCCACAUUGCCUCCCGACUCAGUGUGGGGGGAGAAUUCUACUACGGAGUACUAAACAAGUCGCCAGGAAUGUCUACGGCGCUCAGAUACGUGACCCAGUCGGCCUACACGGGGUCUCCACUCACCAUGACUCUCACAUGUAAUCCAAUCAUGGGGGAGUUCUCGUCGACGUACUCUCUGAGAACGGGGCCGUCAAGCUCCUUCUCAACAAGAUACGACUUUAACAUGUACUCAUACCUGUCUAAUCUCAGCAUGGGCGCGGAGGUGUGGAAGUCACGUGAUUCGGUGUUCAAGCUGAGCUCCAGUUUGCAGGACAAGACGGCCCGGGUUUUGUGGGGUGGUCGGUACAAGGAUAUUUUGGUGAAUACGGGGGUAGCUUUUGAUUAUGGGGGGAGGGUUCCGGAUGUGACUGCUAUUGGGGUGGAGUUUCAGUAUGCGUGUUAG
Molecule: messenger RNA, 1062 nt
Organism: Yarrowia lipolytica CLIB122
Lineage: Eukaryota; Fungi; Ascomycota; Dipodascomycetes; Dipodascales
Biological process (GO): phospholipid transport; establishment of mitochondrion localization; mitochondrial outer membrane translocase complex assembly
Cellular component (GO): SAM complex; ERMES complex
Source: RefSeq, a predicted model, not a curated record